Molecule: messenger RNA, 546 nt
Organism: Xyrichtys novacula (pearly razorfish)
Lineage: Eukaryota; Metazoa; Chordata; Actinopteri; Labriformes; Labridae
Source: the annotation of a GenBank genome assembly
AUGGAAUCUGAAGAGAUAGUCAAAUGGUGCAAAGACAAAGGUAUUGAUGUGAAGAGAGCCAUUGUGCUCAGUGAGGUUUCUUUUGAGACUCCUGAUGAUGCCAUUUGUAAGGCGCUUGAUGACGCCAAAAUAUUUGGUCACUGCAAGGUGCGAGGACGGUGUUCUGCGCACACUGGUAAAAGCCAAACAGUUUUAGUGGAAACCACGACUGACAUGACUGCUGCGCAGUUGCCUGAACAGAUAGUAGCUGGGGAUGAAUGGGGUUCAUGGGUGGUAAAUGUCAGUGAGACACAAAGUUUCAAUCCAACAGCUGGAAAGGGAGGUUUUCAGUCCAAGCUACUGUCAUUCCUAGCCAGUGAAGGGAAGACUUUAGAAGAUGUGACAGGCUUGCUUAGCCCUAGUCCUGCCCCACGUGUCACUCCAGAACUGAACACUGAUCUGAGCAAAUUGAGGGCAUUUACGCCAAAGCUUUACUUGAUAGCGGGUCCCAAGUUACCCUCCUGUAUCGCUCCUUUUAUGACAAGUAUCUCAAACACAUGCCUUUGA